Fundulus heteroclitus (mummichog) is the source of this 507-nucleotide messenger RNA. RefSeq lists its product as uncharacterized. The record is from RefSeq and is a predicted model, not a curated record. Lineage: Eukaryota; Metazoa; Chordata; Actinopteri; Cyprinodontiformes; Fundulidae. The transcript is spliced from 3 exons. Bases 59 to 484 code for a protein of 141 amino acids.
AAUCAGAGCUGAUCUGUUGUCCACUUACAGGUCAGGUUCUUCCACGGUUCAGACUGGAAUGAAAGGGUACAGCAAACCGGCUUGCCCCCGCACCCAUGUAGACGUCUCGGUCCGGUUACUGGAGAGCCCCAAGAUCCAUAUUUUGUCCUCAGUUGCGUUACGGAAAAUACCCACAAGGGUCCUCAAGUGCCCUCUAGAUCUACCGGAGCCGGCCUUCCUGGACCUGCUGACAUCCUCCUACCCUCAGCUGGCUGCAGGAGAACCGUUUGACAUUCUGAGAAUGAAGCGGCGCAUGAGGCUCCGGCCUCUGAAGCUGAAGACUCUGACUCCAGAGGAGAUGUUUGCAGCAAGAAUCUCGCAGCUCUACCUCCGGCUGAGGAGGACGCCAGUACAGAUGGACGUUAGUGAAGCUCUGAUCACCGAGUCCACAUCUGCCGACCCGCCGGUUCUGAACAACGAUGAAACCGGGUCCCAGACAAGGUAAACAUGUGCGUAAAAAAACAGAUA